Messenger RNA from Sordaria macrospora k-hell, 582 nucleotides. RefSeq lists its product as uncharacterized. Lineage: Eukaryota; Fungi; Ascomycota; Sordariomycetes; Sordariales; Sordariaceae. The record is from RefSeq and is a predicted model, not a curated record. Gene Ontology annotation, molecular function: carbon-sulfur lyase activity.
AUGAGACUUAAGUCAACAGUGAGGACUCAUCCUAACAACUUACGCCCUCCGUACGACGAGUUCGAGCCUGAGGUUCUCCGAGAGUCAUCUAUCAUGGAUGCAAGCUGCCAGUGUGGUGCCGUGACCUUCAAGACGCCUCUCCGGCACCCUCUCACCCUUUAUAUAUGUCAUUGCGCCGAAUGUCGGCGGCAGACGAGCUCGGCCUUUGGGGCAUCGGCCAUCUUUCCUCGGUUUCCGUUGCCCAGCAAGGCACUUCUGAGCUGCUACAAGAGACCAAACCCCAAUGGUGAAUUCCUAGAAUGUUAUUUCUGCAAGCAAUGCGGGACUCGUCUUAUUCAUUCCACGGCCGGUAAGAACUUCGUCUCUGUCAAAGGUGGAUGCAUCGAGGGACUGGACUGGUCGAAAGCAAUUCACAUCUGGACCAAGAGCGCCAUGGUGCCCAUCCCGGAAAACGCAACAAGCACGAAUGAGGAAUGCUCGGAGUUUGAUGCGUUCAGCUCGUCACAGGAAGCACUGGAUCAGCCAGAUCAUAUCGUAUGUGGGAGCACGGGAGAAAGGUUCUCAAGCACGUACAAUCGGUGA